Messenger RNA from Penaeus vannamei (Pacific white shrimp), 3461 nucleotides. NCBI's taxonomy places the organism in Eukaryota, Metazoa, Arthropoda, Malacostraca, Decapoda, Penaeidae. The record is from RefSeq and is a predicted model, not a curated record.
GCCCCUCCAGUCUAUCUGUUCCGUGGGCGCAGUGUGAAUCCGCUUGGUUCUUCACCCCUUCCAGGCCGGUUGCACGCAAGGCCUCUUGGCUCCAGACUCCAGCAGGCCUCACAGGUUUAUGGAUCUGGACUAAAAGUUGGACUCUUUGGGUGUUCUUUCACGUUUGUUAUUGACCCGGUCGUGCAAGGCUGAACGGCCUUGAGCACCGCCACCACCAUGACCAAGGAGGAGAAAGCGAAGAACGUUACCAUCGACGAGAAGGCAAAUCUCGCGAUGGAGGAGGGAGAGUCCAAAGGCAAGUGUGAGAUGCCUAACUUGCCCAAGCCUCUGACACUGGAGGAGAAGAAGUUUCUCCUAGCUGUGGAGCGAGGUGACUGCAAUACCACGCGAAAGAUGUUACAGAAGGCUCAUAGGCACUCUGAUUACAUGAACAUGAAUUGCGUAGACCCUCUUGGGCGAGGCGCUCUCCACAUGGCCAUCUCCAACGAGAACCUGGAGAUGGUGGAGAUGUUGGUGGUGAUGGGAGUGGAGACGAGGGAUGCUCUGCUCCACGCCAUCGACUCCGAGUUUGUGGAGGCUGUGGAAGUCCUGCUGGAGCACGAGGAGGUCAUCCACAAGGAUGGGGAGCCUUACUCUUGGGAGAAGGCUGACCGCAACACUUCCGCCUUCACGCCUGAGAUUACGCCCCUCAUCUUGGCCGCCCAUCGUGACAACUACGAGAUCUUGAAAAUCCUUCUGGAUCGUGGUGCUAUGCUGCCCAUGCCCCACGACAUUAGGUGCGGCUGCCCCGACUGCAUCAAGACCUCCUCCGAGGACUCCCUCCGCCACUCCCGCUCCCGCAUCAACGCCUACCGCGCCCUCGCCUCGCCCUCGCUCAUCGCCCUCUCGUCCACCGACCCGAUCCUCACCGCCUUCGAGCUCUCCUGGGAACUGAAGAACCUGGCCACCGAGCACGAGUUCAGGGCGGAGUACACGGAACUCCGCCGCAAGUGUAUGGGAUUCGCCGAGGAGCUGCUGAGCCACACUCGCUCCUCCACCGAGCUGGCUGUCAUCCUCAACCACGACCCGGAGUCUGUGGUUCCCUACGAGGACGGCGAGCACAUGAUGCUGCGUCGCCUCGAACUCGCCAUUGACUACAAGCAGAAGAAGUUCGUGGCUCACCCGAACAUCCAACAGCUGCUGGCCGCCCUCUGGUACGAAGGUCUCCCCGGGUUCAGGAGGAAGGCCGUCAUUGACAAGUGUCUGGAGAUUGUGAAGGUCGUCGCUCUGUUCCCCCUUUACUGUCUCCUCUACAUCCUCUCUCCGGACAGCCCAACCGGAACACUUAUCCGUACUCCGUUUAUGAAGUUCCUUAUCCACUCUGCCUCUUAUCUCUUCUUCUUGCUUAUGUUGAUCUUGGUGUCGGUCCGCUUCGAAAACCUGGUUAUCUGGCUCUUCGGAACUGAGAAUAUGAGACGAAACCUGGAGGAGGCGAUGCGGAAGCAGCGCGGAAACCUCCCGACGCCGACAGAAUGUCUUGUGGUGUUGUGGGUCUUCGGCUUUAUCUGGGAAGAAAUAAAGGAGAUCUACCGCCACGGUCUGAGGAAAUAUCUGCGGAACAUGUGGAACAUCCUUGACAUCAUGCGAGACAGCCUCUACAUCUGCACGCUGUUCCUGAGGAUUCUGGCUUACAUCCAGCAAUGGCAGGAGAUCGUCCGGAAUCCUAAUGUGGCGUACAUCCCCCGCGAGGAAUGGAACAGCUUCGACCCGCAGCUGAUCUCCGAGGGUCUCUUCGCCGCCGCCAACAUCCUCUCCGCCCUCAAGCUGGUCCACAUCUUCAGCAUCAACCCCUACCUCGGACCCCUGCAGAUCUCUCUCGGCCGAAUGGUUAUCGAUAUCGUCAAGUUCUUCUUCAUCUACACUCUGGUGCUCUUCGCCUUCGCCUGCGGUCUGACCCAGCUGCUGUGGUACUACAACGACCUGGAGAAGCAGAAGUGCUACUCCCUCCCCGGCGGCUUGGCUGACUGGAAGGCCAAUGGCGACGCUUGCAUGAAGUGGAGACGAUGGCACAACCUGUUCGAAGCCUCCCAGUCCCUCUUCUGGGCUGGCUUCGGCAUGGUCGGGCUGGACGACUUCGAACUGACCGGCAUCCGCGAGUACACACGAUUCUGGUCCAUGCUCAUGUUCGGUUCAUACUCAGUGAUCAAUAUCAUUGUGUUGCUCAACCUCCUCAUCGCUAUGAUGUCCAGUUCCUAUUCCUUCAUUGUUGAACACGCCGACACGGAAUGGAAAUUCGCCCGCACCAAGCUGUGGAUGUCCUAUUUCGAGAUGGGCAACACCCUGCCUCCUCCUUUCAACAUCUUCCCGACACCAAAGAGCUUCAUGAGGAUGUGUGGAAAGAACAGCCGCCAGGAGGAGCUCGUUCGCAGGAUGUCGUCGAGGACCCAAUCCCGCCGUCGCAAGGCCCGCGACUACCGCUACCUGUCCGUCAUGCGCGCUCUCCUGUGGCGCUACGUGUGCUCGCUCCAACGACGAAACGAAGAACGCCCCAUCAACGAGGAUGACAUUAGCGAGGUCAAGGGCGACAUCUCGUCCCUGCGGUUCGAACUGAUUGACCUCUUCGGAGCCAACGGAAUGGAUGUGUCCACUUGCGCUAAGAAGAGCAGGGCUGCCCUGGGUCGCAAGAUGCGCGUAUGGGAGCGACGGCUGAUGCGCGACUUCCACGUGUCUCCCGCCAUGGGCUCGGAGGAUCCUAACCGCGAGGUGAAGGAAGCGCCAGUCGAGGAGGGAGCCAACAGCCGCUUCAAACGCGUCGCCAAACUCGCCAUGGCCAACAAGCCCGCAGACCUGGCCAGCAUCGUUGAGGGAGCUGCUCGCGCGUCCCAGAUCGGCAUCGGCAACAUGGAGGGCCGCGAGAACCUGAAGGAAGCCAUAGAGAAGGCGCGACGCAGGAUGGAGGAGGGAACGCCCGACGGCUCCCCAGGCUCCUCCCGCGGAUGCUCGCCUUUCCCCGACCUGUACACCGGCCCUCAUCUCCUGGACGCCAUCAAGAGCUUGGACCUGAGCCCCCACCAUUCUCCCGCCGAGACCCCCAUGCCUCCUGCCGACAGCAAGGGAUGGCACCAACCCGCAAAGGAUGGCCAAGCCAAGGAUCUGACCAAGCUGACGGUGCCGGGCCGCCGCUCGCCCACCUGCCUCAAGCGGACGGAGGGCUCCAGCAACGAGAACGUGAGCCUCGACGUCCCCACCAACGUGUUCUCCAAGGACUCCAUCAAGAAGCUGAGCGGCAUGAAGAAGGCGGAGACGGAGAAGAAGGACGCCGCCCCUCCAAGCCCGCCGUGUCGGUGACGAGCGUGUCCGAGACGAAGCCGCCCGCGCCGGUCAAGAAGGAGGAGGCCAAGACGCAGAAGGAGAGCGCGGCGGCGCCCAGCCCGGGCAUGAUCAAGCCCAGCCAGAUUAAGGCCAGCGGAGUGCUGCCCACC